AACCUUGUUCUGACUCUUGGCUGUCGAGCCCGCCUUUGCUUGAUUUCUCUCCCGCUUCUGCUGCGCCUUCGCACCCUGAGGAAAAGAGUGAGAUGAACAAACAAUGUCAGAGUAUAGGAGAAGCCUCCUCACGUUGCCCAUGAUCCCAAGGAAACUAGAAACACUAGAAAUGAACCGCAGCGAAAGAGAUGAAAGGCCUUGCCACAGCCUUGCGGCGGAUUCUGCGCUCGAUCAAUCGAGACCUUACGUAAGCAAUCCCGUACCGCCCAAUGCGAUUUUUGUUUUCGGCAGCUCUGUUCACGCCGACGAUAAAGACCGGACCUGAGGCAAAUUUGGUUCGGCGAGAUUUUCUUCUGAGUAACAUGGCGAGGAUGGCUGACUGUAGAGUCAUAAGGCAGGAUAUAAGAACGCAUCGAUGUUUUCUCGUACCCUUUACUUUCGUGCAGUGACUCGAAGCACCAUGAGGACAUACUUUCUUUCAGUUGCAAAGAACCCUUAUCAGGCUUCUGCUCCCUCACCCGUCAAUCCGCCUUAUCUCAGACCACAUACCAGCAUGUCUGCUUCACUCGAUGCCGCUAGGAGCGCUGUCACCCAGCAAGUAAAGUUUGACAUCAUCACGGAAAGCCAAGAAGCCGACAAUGAGAAGGCAAGGCAGGAGGUCUCGAGGAGCUUCAUCUCCGAUACGAUCACAGUCCCCUCGAAUGAGAUGUACGCCUAUGCAGCGUUAGCCUCCUUGGGCGAUGAUGUCUAUCAUGAGCCUUCAACGAUAGCACUCGAAGCACAUAUGGCUCAAAUCACCGGCAAAGAAGCCGCUAUGUUUGUCCCCUCGGGGACCAUGUCCAAUCAGAUUGCUCUCCGAACUCAUUUAAAACAACCCCCGUACUCUGUACUUUGCGAUUAUCGUGCCCACAUCCAUAAGUACGAGGCUGGCGGUACAGCCUUCCACUCCAACGCAACAACCAUCACCGCUAUCCCCUCGAAUGGCCAUCAUCUCACCCUUGCUGACGUACAAGCAGAAAUAAUUCUCGACAACGACAUUCACUUUGCACCGACGGAGGUUGUCGCUCUGGAGAACACACUCAACGGUACCAUAAUUCCGCAAGACGAGAUCAUCGCGAUCUCGAAUUGGGUUCACAGUAAGGGCAAGAAAAUGCAUCUGGAUGGCGCACGAAUCUGGCAUGUCGCGAUCGAGACCGGCACACCUCUCAAGGAACUCUGUGAUCCUUUCGACUCCGUCAGUCUUUGCUUCAGCAAGGGUCUCGGUGCACCUAUCGGCUCUUGUCUAGUUGGUAGCCAAGAGUUCAUCAAGAAGGCUCGUUGGUUCAGAAAGCUGUUCGGUGGCGGCAUGAGGCAGACCGGGCUCCUUGCGGCAUCGGCUGCAUAUGCCCUCACGCACAAUUUCCCGAAACUACUCGACGUACACGUCCUUGCAAAGAGGCUAGAGGCUGGUCUAAAGGAAAUCGGUGUACGUAUCACCAGCCCUGCAGAGACUUGCAUGAUCUUCUUCGACCCGUCACCCGUUGGUGUAGACUACGUUGAGCUCGUUGAACGCGCGGACGCCCUUCCAAAACCAAUCAAGAUUGGUGGCUCGAGACUGGUACUUCACGUCCAAACUUCACCCGAAGCGGUCGAAGAUCUGCUUGCUUUGAUCCGUCAAAUAGCAGAGGAGAAGAAGGCCGCCGGCUUCGUUCCCCCACAGGACGCUAAUGGCAACCCAAAUGGCAAUAUCUAUAUUCGCGCUAGCAAGCCUCGACGAACUGAGUAAUGCUGGUUUUCACACUCUUGGUCAUUAGAAAUGUGUGAUUUGUUAGACCUAUCAUAUUAGAUGUAUCCGUACCCAUACACAAAUGUAUCUCGCAGCACUAGGAUUUCAUGUUUUUGGUUAACCUUUCCCGACAUACCGCUGCUUCUCGUACUCCCGCCACAAUGAUUUCAUGAC
Somion occarium is the source of this 1939-nucleotide messenger RNA. Lineage: Eukaryota; Fungi; Basidiomycota; Agaricomycetes; Polyporales; Cerrenaceae. The record is from the annotation of a GenBank genome assembly.